AUGAACAUGAACCCAAUGACGAGCAACCUGCCCUGCCAGGCUCCCAUAUGGGCACCACAUAAGGAGCCUCUCCCGCCAGGGCUUACCGAGGAGGAUCGGCCGCUCUGGGAGCAGAAUAAGCGCAUGGAGAAGUAUUUGGGUGCAGCAAUGGAGUCAUGUCCGGUCAAGGCAACACUAGCAGGUGGUGCAGGUUUCGGACUCGGCGCGUUCUUCUCCCUUAUGUCUGCGUCGUUCGCGUACGAGGAUCCGUAUCUCCGCGCACGUACGCAGGAAGGGAUGAACACAACGCAAAAGGCUAGUCAAAUCUUCAAGGAGAUGGGAAGGGGAAUGUGGUCGAGUGGGAAGAGUUUCGGGAAGAUCGGGGCCCUGUUCGCCGGUAUUGAAUGUGUCAUCGAGUCGUAUCGCGCGAAGAAUGACAUUUAUAACUCUGUCUCAGCAGGAUUCGUGGCUGGCGGUAUCUUGGCGCGUAACUCGGGGCCGAAAGCUUCCUUUACGGGUGGACUCGCGUUUGCUGCCUUCUCAGCGGCGAUCGACAUGCUGUUUCUACGGAGAGAAACGCCUGAGGAGGACUGA
Molecule: messenger RNA, 573 nt
Organism: Cyclocybe aegerita
Lineage: Eukaryota; Fungi; Basidiomycota; Agaricomycetes; Agaricales; Hemipholiotaceae
Source: the annotation of a GenBank genome assembly